GGAGCGCGGCUAGUCCUUGCAGAUUCCAAAGCCGAGCCGCGUCUUCUCUAUGGUUCUCUUAGUUGCUAAGAGACGGACACGUCCGCUUACACGCGCUGCCCUAGCAACACAACGGUGAGCUUCAACCGUUCCCAAAAAGUUCUUUUAAGAUUCUGGUUUAGGAUCUGGAGUAACCAUGCCUGUUCCAGAUGUUAUGUUCUGUGCACAGCAGAUUCAUAUUCCUCCUGAACUGCCAGAUAUUAUGAAGCAGUUUACCAAGGCUGCUAUUAGGACCCAACCACGUGAUGUACUCCAGUGGUCUUAUGGAUAUUUUUAUGCUAUGUCAAAGGGAGAACCACUUCCUGUGAAGGAACGUGUUGAACUGCCAGUGGCCACACAGAAAAAUGACACAGGUCUGACACCAGGACUCCUUAAAAUUUUGCAUAAACAGCUUUCUGAAAAGGGAACUAUAGAGACAUCAGAACUCCAGAAAAAAUGGAAGAACUUAUGCUUGCCAAUGGCACAGCUGUACAACCUCCUGCACCUGGACAACUUUGUAGAUGGAGUGGAAUGGAUGAAAUUUUUUGCACUUGGUUGCAGUGCGCUUGGUGGGUCUUUGCUCAGUUCCAUGAAGCAUGCCUGUGAAAUUCUAACAAAUGAUCCAGAGGGAGGAGCAGCCCGCAUUCCAUAUGAUACCUUUGCAUAUAUCUAUUCCUACCUGUCAAGCUUAGAUGAGGAAAUAUCGGAGGAAUCUGUAGAGUCUUUCCUCAGAGCUCUUAAAGAAGAAGUGUCAUGUAAGGAAUAUAUGGUUGGAGUUGCAGAUUUUUCUUCUGUGCAGAAGAAGUUUUAAGACAAGAAAGGCAACAAUGAUAAAACUUCAGUACUCUAACUAAUACAAAAUAAUGAAAUAACAUAUUGUACACAUGUAAUACAAACUUUUGUUAAUAAUAUUCCACAUGCAGUCUGUUUUUGUGUUCAUAAAGUGAUAGUAAUGAAGUAAUGCCUCACCAUUUGA
Pogona vitticeps (central bearded dragon) is the source of this 994-nucleotide messenger RNA. It is a transcript of the gene ROPN1L, whose product is annotated as rhophilin associated tail protein 1 like. The record is from RefSeq and is a predicted model, not a curated record. NCBI's taxonomy places the organism in Eukaryota, Metazoa, Chordata, Lepidosauria, Squamata, Agamidae.